GCUCGUUUUAUGGAAAAGGGCGGGAAAUAGUCUACCUUUCCAAAUCGUGUUCGACAAGACUCAAUUCUGAAGAUACCAACGCCAAUACACAAAACCUUCCUCCUAAAUUUGUAUUUCUCCGAAGAACCCUAAUUUCCGAAAAUGGAACCCGAAUCAGAAGCAAGACAUUCAUGCUUGAAGCUUGAAUUAACACAAGACAACUCUGAAUCUGAUUCUUUUCCCAAACAAACUAUUUUUGUUAUGGGAACUUGGUUUCCUUCUCGAUUUUCUCUCUCCAUUACCGACGGCCUUGAUUCUUGGCUCUGCAAUGCUUCAGAAGAAGAUGUGAGAGAAAGAGCUAGCCAAUGGGAUCAAUCUGUUUCGGAAUACAUUGAUUUUGCAGAAAAGUAUUUAGGGUUUCAACAGCCUCAUUCUGUCUAUCGUUUUUCUGAUGCUGGAAAUGGCUUUAGAAGGUUGUCAUGGACAUUUGAGAAGGAAGGGAUUACCCUGGAAUGGAGAUGGAGAUGUAAGCCGUCGCCGGACAAUCGGAAGACAACAGCAACCAUAUUGGACUUUCUCAUGGAUGCUAACAUAAGAUUAAGUGAAGAAGUUGUCAGAAAGACUCAGUCAUUUGACCGGCUGAAAGAAGAAGCUCAGAAAUGUUUGGUACAAAGUGAAAAGUUGAGCGCUGAGAAAGAUGAGUUUGAAACAGAAGUGUAUGCAAAGUUUGUGAGUGUGCUAAACUCAAAGAAGGCAAAAUUGAGAGAGCUUCGUGAUCGACUUUCAAAACAAGAAGCGAAAGGAAAGCUGCCACAGGAAGAAGAUGCCUCUACUGAUGGAACUGAACCAUAUCGAACUGAGUCUGAUGAUGAUAUGCAUAGUGAAGAAUAAUCCCAAGAUGCUUUACCGAGUUAACUUUGUGGCAGAAAGACGAGUACAUGCAACUAGGUAUGCUGUUUGGCUCUGUUAUUUCCAGGGGAUGUUGUUUGACUGCAAACUCUUUAGGCUGGAUUCUUAGUCUGAUGUUUAUCCAUAGCAGAAGUGCUGCCCAAAUGGUUAUGCAGAGAUGCUGUACAAGUUAGUAGGUAGUGGUAAUUAGGGAUCACAAGUUCACCUGAUGUGGAAUUGAUUGUAAAUUUGUAAUCGUACUACUAAUCUAGUCAUCAGGUGUAACUUGUGUACGAGCAUUUUUUGAUUUGGCUCCAUGUUUCAAUUUCAGAAUUUCUAUCUAUUACGUAGUAUUUUUUUUUUAAUCGAAUUUUUUGUUUACUCCGUAAUAUCAAACGGGUUAGGUUGUGGUACACUUAAGUAUGAGUAACUUUGUUUUCGUCUCUAUGCUCUAUAGACAACAUGUAAGAUACAAUAAAAUACAUAUGACCCGACCUUAAAAAAACAUUAAUUGUCAAGAGUGGAGUGUAUUUUACAUUACAUUUGAGAAAAUAAGAAUGUAUUAGUCUGAUAUUUAAAAUUUUAUUUUUCAUCAUUAAAAUUUUUGUUUGUUAUAUUGAAAUUUCUAAGC
Messenger RNA from Chenopodium quinoa (quinoa), 1498 nucleotides. Its product is annotated as DNA repair protein XRCC4-like. Gene Ontology annotation, molecular function: DNA binding. Lineage: Eukaryota; Viridiplantae; Streptophyta; Magnoliopsida; Caryophyllales; Amaranthaceae. The record is from RefSeq and is a predicted model, not a curated record. Gene Ontology annotation, cellular component: DNA-dependent protein kinase-DNA ligase 4 complex; nucleus; DNA ligase IV complex. The coding region runs from base 142 to 870 and encodes 242 amino acids. Gene Ontology annotation, biological process: double-strand break repair via nonhomologous end joining; response to X-ray; DNA recombination. The transcript has 5 exons.